AUGGCUCUGGAUAAUCUCCGACUUAACCAUGUGACGAUAGGCGAUUGGCGCCUACUGGUAACCCGAGUCCGGUCCGUUAUGGCUCCAGCAGAUAUAGCUCGUCUCGGCGCAGCAUUAUAUAUCUAUCCUGCCAAGGAUGCAGUAGGCGACUAUAACCACACCAGGCUACGGGACCUCAACGCACCGGUAAUCUGUGUCACCGCGGUCAAUUCGGGCCAUUCGCAGGCUAAGGAUAUACCGACAGACCUCGCAGGAAACCUCGCCCUGUGUCUAGAGCUCGCAAUUGGUACUCGAGUAAUAUUACUACAGAAUAUCUGGACCCAAUUUCCGCUGGCUGUAGCGUAUACGGUCACCGUCCACAAGUCUCAGGGGACAUCGGUCACCGAGGCAGUGUUAGAUCUCAGCCGCCAGGACUUCUCGGCUGGCCUAUCAUACGUGGCGAUAUCUCGGAUACGGUCGAUCGAAGGCCUUCUGUUCGAGACUCCCUUCGACUUCGAGCGCUUUAAACCGAAGCAUCACCAGAUAUUUGCUAUGCGCGCCGCAGAUCACACUCGCCGGCGGAAUCAGCUCCUAACUGGCUGGUCGUUCAGGCUCUUAGUUCCUUAUCGUUGCUAUUCUCAAAUCGAUGCUGCUGAUCAAUAG
Penicillium vulpinum is the source of this 642-nucleotide messenger RNA. RefSeq names its product C-terminal helicase domain-containing protein. The coding region runs from base 1 to 642 and encodes 213 amino acids. The record is from RefSeq and is a predicted model, not a curated record. NCBI's taxonomy places the organism in Eukaryota, Fungi, Ascomycota, Eurotiomycetes, Eurotiales, Aspergillaceae. The transcript has a single exon.